Messenger RNA from Venturia canescens, 3240 nucleotides. It is a transcript of the gene Tes, whose product is annotated as Testin. The transcript is spliced from 5 exons. Gene Ontology annotation, molecular function: zinc ion binding. The record is from RefSeq and is a predicted model, not a curated record. Lineage: Eukaryota; Metazoa; Arthropoda; Insecta; Hymenoptera; Ichneumonidae. The coding region runs from base 331 to 3090 and encodes 919 amino acids.
UGACUCAGAAGCGAGGUAACAAGAGCCUUUUGUACAUGAAACCUCAAGCCAGUCACUCGCAAACUUGUGACUGGAACACAAGCGUACGCGAAAGAAAACUGAUCAAAAUUAAGCUGUAUAUUCGUUACCUUACGUCGCGAGGUUUUUUUUAUCAAUAUAUUCGUGCUUUUUAUAUUUCUCUCCCUCUGGAUAUGAACUUUCUUUAUCCAACAAUUUUAACAUUAAAAUUGAAAUUGACCAGCCGGUGUUAGUGACCUGUGCAACGUUGCGCGAAAGUUGUAGAACUUUUUUGUUUUAUUUAAACAAAUACAGAAGACAGAAUCGGUGAGCAUGGGACAAAGUGAAAAGAUGGAACAGGAAGAUAAUCGGCCGAAGUGGUUGCUAGAACUGGAGAACCGCAAACGUAAGCCACGACUGGCACACGAGGUUGGCGCUGGCGCGCCUUGUAUGACAUGCAGUACAGCGUGUCCAGGCUUGGAUCUUCACUUUUGGCGUAAAAUAUGCAAAAACUGCAAAUGCAGCAGAGACGAUCACGACGUGCCGAACGACGAAUUUCCACAAUUUGAUCUUUUGUUCGGUCCUUCGGGAAAACCGAACAAAAAAAUGAUAGUACUGAAAGUAAAUAAAAAACAAGCCGAGGACGAGGUGACUUUCGAAUGGGCACCACCCGACACAACGAAAGAACUCGCAGCGGAUUAUAUGAAGGCAUUGCCCGAGGACAAAUUACCGAUAAAAGGUUCGGCCGGUGCGGCUUUGAGAAAACAGCAAUUGCAGCGACAACUUCCUUUGCACGAUAUUGAUCACAAAGUGUGCGACGAGCUGAGCGACUCCGAGAGAAAACAGUUCGAAAAGUAUUUGGAAAACUUGAAGAAAUACGUCGGACAAGGAAAAGUCACGAAGGCCAUGGGUGCUCGUCCUUUCGAUCGUGCACUGAUGACACCAGCAAACGCAGCGGACAUGAACCGUUUCAGUCCAAAGCACAAACAAAAACAACCGGAAACGCAGGGCCACCGUUUGAAUCUCCGAACUCCUAGCAGUUUCGUCCAAAAAACCGGAUACCCGAGUUCCCUGGGGUCCUCGGAGCUGACGAACGGUCUAGGAAAUCGAAACACAAAUUCACCUUUGCGCGAUCACAGCCCGAGCGCUUUGGCUCGUUUCGAAAACGUGCGUUCGCCGGCGUUCGGACAAUCGAUAACAGAGGAUUCGCCACAGGGAAGAUACCACAGAGCUUUGAUGAAAGUUCGAAACGACGGUGAAAUAACGAGAUCCGUGCCCGUCGCGGGGACUCGAAAUCCUCCGUUGAAUUUCGCUGGGACGAGAACGAUCGAUGAUCCCAUUGCAAAUUCUUUGGCGAACGAAGACCAAGUGAGAAUGGAUGAAUCGGUGAACUCUUGUACGAGGAACAUUUACAAUCCGGCUGUAGAAUUCGCAGCUUCGAAUAUGACAAACGAGGCGAAUUGCGGGGUGAAUUCGAUCCUGGAAAAUCUAGGAAAAACAGAAAACAAUCAAGAAUUAAAUUACGCUAGUCCCGGCACCCUCGGAGACCGAAAAACCGUUGUAUCUUCGGCUACAAAAUCAACAAUUAAUCCUGAGACUUCCGCAGCUUUGUCCAAUUCAAUAAUGAAUUCUUCGAGCCUGAGCAACUCAGAGACGCCAUACGACGAAGCAGCGAUCGCACGAAACCGGGAAUGGGCAGAAAAUUCGUUGCUGGCUGAAAAAAUGUUGAACGAAGCACUUUUGCCGCCCAGCGCCAUUCACGCCCAUGACAUCAUUGGCAGCACCCUCGGCGAAGAGGGUCUUUCCCUGAUUCGUGAAAAAUUGACCUCAAAAUAUAGCGCGAAGGAAGAACCCGUGAGUCUUCUAGGUCCUUCGAGAUCCCGCGGAUUUAUGCUCGGCGAGAAAAGAGAGAACGGCGCAAAAGCUAAGCGGACUGAUCAGCUUCGGCGUCAAGGAGCGUUUGACAAGGAGCUCGACCGGAGCGAUGUCACUCAAGGAAUUCCCAUCGAGAGCGACGAACACUCGUCGAAGCAGUUUGCUGACAAUUCGUCACUGGGGACGGAGCAUUUGCACGAAAGUUUUGACAACUCGGCAGGCAACGGAAUAUCGAAAGAAAACAAAAUUUCCGAUGGUACACGUUUCGAUGAAACUUCGAGCAACGAUCCCAGGAGAGCAAUAAUGCGAGGAAUUUGGGAGAAUUAUGCCAGGCCUGAACAGUCGAGCAAUGAUGUCGUGGCUCACCAGGACGAACGUAAUUCCCCUAUGAACGCCAGGACUGGCUCAAAUUUCAAUAAUAAUUCCCACGUUCUUCCCACCCCGGGCUGCCAAUCGGUACAAGCCGAGUUAAGCAAUUGCGGACCUGGAAGCUCGUACCUUAUUCAAUCCGAAGAAUUAAACAAUCAAAUAUUCCCCGAACAAGCGAGAUUCUCCUCGGGCGUUGUACAGAAUCCUGUUUGCGUUGAUCGUCUGAGAGGUGCCAUGGAAGAAAUGAGUGUUAAUCACCCGAAAACGCAAAACUGUCAUCAGUGCCGGGAAUCCAUACGCACCGGUGACGUUGUCGUCACAGCCGAAAAAGCCCAGGACGCUUUUUGGCAUCCCGGCUGCUUCGUUUGCUCCGUUUGCAACGAAUUACUCGCCGAUCUCGUUUACUUCUACUACAAAGGCAAACUUUAUUGCGGUCGUGAUCUUCCCACACUUCUGGAAAUUCCGAGAUGUUUUGCCUGCGACGAGUUGAUAUUUGUUCGAGAAUACACGGUUGCAGAGGGCCACAAUUAUCACGUAAAGCACUUUUGUUGUUGGGACUGCGACGUGCCAUUAGCAGGUCAACAAUACAUUUCAGAGAACGACCGUCCGCUCUGUUUGCCUUGUUAUCAAAAAACGUACGCAAAGACUUGCAGCACCUGCCAAGGUGUGAUAGCAGCCGAUCAGCAAGGUGUAGCUGUGAAAAAUCUCAACUUCCAUGCCAACGACCAAUGUUUCUGUUGUGCUACGUGUAAAAAGAGUUUGCUCAACGGAAAAAUGGCUAUCAAAGAGGACAGACCGUUUUGUAGUAAGGAAUGCAUCACAAUGUUUCUCAACGAUCGAAUAAGUUAAAAAAUCAUGUAUCCAAGGAUUUUUGCAAAUCAAAACAUACCACAAGUAUUUUCGAUGACUUCUUCCAAAAAUUGAUUCGAAGAAAAAAAAUAUUGCAGUUUGUGAAAAAUAGAUGUGCACGUAGAUAAAUAAAUGUGAACUCAUACAUUU